GAGUGUAAGAAUAAACUCUGGCGUCGCCCAUAAAUUAAAAAGGUUAUUUGAAGUUGAUUAUUUAAAAUUAUUAAGGAACAAAUUUAUUUCAUCGACCUUCAAGCAUUUCUUUGAUCACCAUAAAAAUCAUUGCCAAUUUGCUAGUUAUAAUCAUACGGAAGUUUCAUACAGAAUUACUAAGUACUCUUAGCGCUAAACUUACAUCGAAAUCAAAUUUAAAAGAAAAUUUUGAAGAAUAAAGUUUUGUAACUCACAAAAAAUUCCCAACUUAAGUUAUUAGAUUUAUCUUUUAAAAAUCACAUUAUAUCACUACAACUUAAAUAUUGUAAUAAAAAUGAGAAAAUUCAGAAAACAUAAGCAUAUAUAAAAAUAGCAGCAACUAAGAUAAAUUUUUUUUAAAAGAAAUAGUUAUUAAAUCUCUUUAGCUCAAAGUUUUAUUUGUCACGUUCAAAAUAAUACUCUUGUCUUAUGUGAUAGAGCCUUUUACGACUCUAUAAAAACAGUUCCACACACAACUCUCUUCUCUAAAAAAAAACUAAACUAUUGCAUGCUCUCUCCCUCUCUCUUCUCUUUCUCAAUCAAGAAGAUCAUGUCAGGCGUGUGGGUGUUCAAGAACGGAGUGAUAAGGCUUGUGGAGAACCCUAACCAGUCAGGAGCCGACACAUACAGCCGAAGGAAGGUCAUGGUCUAUUUACCGACAGGAGAAGUGGUUUCAUCUUAUUCGAUGCUCGAGCAGAUCCUCCAGAGUCUUGGGUGGGAGAGGUACUUUGGCGACACAGAACUCCUCCAGUUCCACAAACCCUCAUCCAUUGAUCUCAUCUCUCUCCCUAGAGAUUUCACCAAAUUCAACUCCGUUUACAUGUACGAUAUCGUCGUCAAGAACCCUAAUUACUUCCACGUCCGAGACUCCCAUUAAAUCUUCUGUUCUUUCUGUUGUGUGUUUGUUUGUUUGUGUGUUUUUUACAAUUUAGUAUUUGUUGGAUUUUUUCUUUAGUUGCAUGUGCAUGUUUUCUUUUCCGUUGUCGAUGUUGAGAGUUGUGGUGUAACUGUAUGUGAUUGUGGUAUUAUGAAAGUUGAGAUUAAGAAGAGAAGAGUCGAUUUAGGGAGAACUUAAUCAUAACAUGGUUAAGUUUCAUUUUAAUGUUUUCAUCCUUGCAUAAUUCGGUUCCACGAUGAUCUGUUGUAUCGGUGUACACCAUUGUUACUGAAAGAUAUGUUAUUUGGA
Molecule: messenger RNA, 1225 nt
Organism: Brassica napus (rape)
Lineage: Eukaryota; Viridiplantae; Streptophyta; Magnoliopsida; Brassicales; Brassicaceae
Product: flowering-promoting factor 1
Exons: 1
Coding region: 548-916 (122 amino acids)
Biological process (GO): regulation of flower development; vegetative to reproductive phase transition of meristem
Source: RefSeq, a predicted model, not a curated record